Syzygium oleosum is the source of this 3200-nucleotide messenger RNA. RefSeq names its product BTB/POZ domain-containing protein At1g67900. Lineage: Eukaryota; Viridiplantae; Streptophyta; Magnoliopsida; Myrtales; Myrtaceae. The transcript has 7 exons. The record is from RefSeq and is a predicted model, not a curated record. Bases 721 to 2622 code for a protein of 633 amino acids.
GGAUGAAGAUGCCCAUCUUUUGAUAACGAUACUCUUAUCAUCAAUCAUCUUCUUCUACUGUUGCUGCUGCUCCUCCUCCUCUUCCUCCUCCUCUGUUCUUCUUGCUUUUGUGCAGUCACUUUACUUUUGGGCAAAUAUUCCCCCCUUCUUCUUUUUUGUCACACUUUAUCAUAAUCUGCAAAUUCGACCGCUUUUGAUAUCAAUGGGGAUUGUGGGAGUCGUACGAUGUUGCGUAUAAAAUAGUGUUUGACUAAUAAAAUAACGAAAUCUUAGGGGGUCGCACAGUAACUAAAGGAAAAAAAUAAUGGUGUGGCAAUGAUGAGAGAGAGGGACACUGAUGGGCGCAGGAUAAGCACGUGGGCUUCGCCUUUCCCUUAGCACGCUGCCGUUUUCUUUUCUCCUCUCGGGGACAAAGGUAGAAUAUUUGCAGUGAAUGAUUGUCGUCAGUUUCUGCUUGUUGGGAGUGCCACGAAUCCAGCAUUUCGGAGUUGGGAAUUCAUUGAAUCCAAGCAACAAGAACGAGUGGACUUGACUCUGGUUUGGUCUCCACAAGCUCUCUCUCUCUCUCUCUCUCUCUCCUUUGGUUGGAGGGAGUCUCAAAUUGAGAGUCUUGGGCAGCAUCAGGAGUAGCAAAGUCUCCAAGUCUUCACAUCUUGUUGCGUACCUAAUCGGAUGAUCAAGUGAAAGCUAGAGGGAGGAUUUACAGUAACAAGUGAAGUCAUGAAGUUUAUGAAGCUCGGAUCUCGGCCGGACACUUUUUAUACUACUGAAGCAGUGAGGUCAGUGUCUUCUGAAGUGUCCAGUGACCUCAUAGUACAAGUGAAAGGAACUAGAUAUUUGCUCCACAAGUUUCCCCUCCUCUCGAAGUGCUUGCGAUUGCAGAGACUCUGCUCGGAGUUGCCUGAAUCAUCGCAGCACCAUAUUGUCCAACUUCCUGAUUUCCCGGGUGGUGUUGAGGCAUUCGAGCUGUGCGCCAAGUUCUGCUACGGGAUCACCAUCACUCUAAGUGCCUACAACAUCAUCGCUGCUCGAUGUGCCGCUGAGUACCUCCAGAUGUCCGAGGACGUCGAGAAGGGCAAUCUGAUAUACAAGAUUGAGGUCUUCUUCAAUUCAUGUAUUCUUCACGGUUGGAGGGAUUCAAUUGUGACUCUGCAGAGUACCAAGGCCUUCCCUCUGUGGUCUGAAGACCUCGGAAUCACCAGCAGAUGCAUCGAGGCAAUCGCGAGCAAAGUCCUGACAAACCCGUCGAAGGUUAGUCUAUCUCAUAGUCACUCCCGUCGCGGCCGGGACGAUAUGUCUUGUAAUGGAGCUGAGAGCCAGAGGCAUAGAUUGGCAGUUAAGGGUUGGUGGGCCGAAGAUCUAGCCGACUUGGGGAUCGACCUUUAUUGGAGAACUAUGAUAGCCAUAAAAUCCGGAGGAAAAAUACCCUCCAAUUUGGUUGGCGAUGCCCUGAAGAUUUAUGCGUCUCGGUGGCUGCCAAACGUAUCAAGAGCUGGGAAUGCAAAGAAGCAAGCCGUGUCCGACUCAGAUUCGGACUCUAACAAUGAAGAGCUUGCUUCGAAGGACCGGCUUCUUCUGGAGUCGAUAAUUAGCUUGCUUCCUGCAGAGAAAGGCGCAGUUUCAUCCAGUUUCCUGCUGAAGCUCUUGAAGGCGGCGAACAUCCUAAACGCGUCUUCUUCUUCAAGAAUGGAACUGGCCAAGAGAGUGGGGCUUCAACUGGAGGAAGCGAUGCCGAACGAUCUCUUAAUUCCUCAUCUGUCGCAGGCGAACGAGACAUUGUACGAUGUGGACAUAGUGAUGACAAUUUUGGAGCAGUUUAUGAUACAGGGUCAGAGUCCCCCAACUAGCCCCCUGAGAUCGAAGCUCGAGUGUGAGAGGAGGAGGUCUCGGUCAGCCGAAAACAUCAAUAUUGAGUUUCAGGAAAGCAGGAGGUCGUCUUCAGCAUCGCACAGCUCAAAGCUGAAGGUAGCAAAGAUCGUUGACACUUACUUGCAAGAGAUCAGCCGCGAUGUUAAUUUGCCACUGGCGAAGUUCGUAGCUCUCGCUGAAGCGGUCCCGGAAUUCGCAAGGGUAGAUCACGACGACCUUUACCGAGCCAUUGACUUCUAUCUCAAGGCACACCCGAAUCUGAACAAGAGUGAAAGGAAGCGUCUGUGCCGAAUCCUGGACUGCAAGAAACUAUCCAUGGAAGCCUGCAUGCACGCAGCGCAGAACGAGCUCUUGCCUCUGAGGGUGGUGGUGCAGGUCCUCUUCUUUGAGCAGGCACGAGCCACAAUGGCAAGUGGCAAGGUCACUGCGCUCCCGGGCAACAUCAAGGCGCUCCUGGCAGCGCACGGCCUUGACUCGUCCAGAACUCCAGCACCAUUAAGCACCACAACGAGCAUCCUCCCUGAGGACCAGUGGAGCGUCUCAGGCCUGAAGUCUCCCAGCAAAUCAAAGCUCUCGACGUUGAAGAUGAAAUUGGCCGAGGACGACGACUUGGACGAUAACGACGAUGCACAACAUGACAGAAUGUCGAGGAGUUCUAUUGUCAAGGCUUUCUGCGCAAUCCCGGCGCGGCCCAAGAAGAUGUUCAGCAAGUUUUGGUCCAACAGUAGAACUACUGCCAAUGAUAAGAACUGAGUGAAGAAUGAAAAUUUUUUGGGUCUUGCUCCAUUUUGGGGAUGAUCAUGGAGUUCUUUCUUGUGUUUCUUUCCGGACCCUCAUUGCCCUUCAUUCACACACACCUCUUUGUUUGGACUUGCAAGCCCCCUCUGAAACUGGCACCGAAUUCAAAUUUAUUUCAGCCGGUUGCUGUCUCUUUCGGUAUCGACUUUUCUUGUCACCACAAAGUUAUGACGUCUCUCGGUCCUGCUGACAACUAAACGGGUAUUACUGGGAAGCAGUUCGGUCUAUAUCCAGCGAUGGUGUUAGAGCAUCGAGAGAACAUUUCCUUAGUACGAGAGAAUCGAGAAGGACGCAUUUUUGGUGUACCAUUUAUUGUGCCCACGAUAAAUGCUGGGUAGCCAAGUGCGCAGCGGAUGCUUUUCAUGGAGAAAUUUGGCAAAGGAAAGUCAAAGAUGUUUGAAUUUAGGAGGUUAAUGUGGCUAAAGCUUUUGUCCCAUGCUGCCAAUCAUUUUUUCAAGUUAGAUUGGUGACACGUAAUUGAACUCCUACAUUUUAUAGUGUACCAAUCACCAAAAGUCAAGAGCAACCAGCAA